Molecule: messenger RNA, 1507 nt
Organism: Carassius gibelio (silver crucian carp)
Lineage: Eukaryota; Metazoa; Chordata; Actinopteri; Cypriniformes; Cyprinidae
Exons: 4
Coding region: 272-1507 (411 amino acids)
Source: RefSeq, a predicted model, not a curated record
UUUUAUUUAAAUUUUUUCCAAUGUAAAUUCAAAAAAGGUAGCCUACUAUACAUUUGAUGUAGGGCUAUUUGUUUAGCCAUCAAAGAUAUUAAGCAUUCUGAAGUUUGGGGUGGGCCUAUAUGUUUUAUUGGCAGCGAGGGCCGUUGUUGUCAUGGCACUGGGUUAAAAUAUUAUUUUUUUAUUAUUAUUUUUGCUGUUUUUUUAUUAUUAUUUUUGCAGUUUGCUGCUAACAGUGAAUAGCAAGGACCAGUAACGUUCCCAAGCUCCAGUCAUGAGCCCAACACACCAGAAUGGGCAGAAUACUGAGAAACUUGAUUUUGAGAUGCCUCGCACAAAGCAAGCCCGGCGCUCCCAGGCCGCAAAGAAGAGGAUGGCAGACCGGAUGGCUGCUGAUCCUGAAGAGGCUCUGCCACCUCUUAAAAAAUUGGCAGAAGUAACAGAACGUUGUGUACAUCACAACGGGGAUAUAAAACUGGGUCAUAACAGUGGUCAUAACCGUGGUCAUAACCUUGGGCUAACAAGUGGUCAAACAAGUGGUCAAACAAGUGGUCAAACAAGUGGUCAAACAAGUGGUCAAACAAGUGGUCAAACAAGUGGUCUAACAAGUGGUCAAACAAGUGGUCAAACAAGUGGUCUAACAAGUGGUCUAACAAGUGGUCUAACAAGUGGUCUAACAAGUGGUCUAGCAAGCGGUCUAACAAGUGGUCUAAACAAUGAUGCUAAAAACACGGAUCAUAAAAGUACUGUUAACAUGACCAUGAAAGCUGUUUCUGAUUUGUGUCCACAGAAAUCGUACAUCAGUGGCUCUUUCCAUCAAGGAGAUUACCGUUUUGGCCGGAAUAGGGGAAGUCAAUGUGGUGCAAACUGUUUAACUGCAAUUUUGAUGAGUAAGAUGAAAAGUGUGUUGCAGUGGACGAGAAGUGACCUGAAUGCUGUUCUGAUCCAUGGAGAUGACCUGUACAGUGCCAUGAGAGACGCAGGGAAAAUCAACGAUCCUGAAUCCGGCUUCAUAGCUAUUCAUGAGCUACCAGACACACACACACUUAAAGAUAGUCGGUUUUCAAUAAACUAUGGUGAAGCAUUGACUGGCUUGUUUGGUGUCAAUAAAUAUGAUGGGGAACUACAAGGGUAUGCUAUGUCUUUUAAUGAAGCAGUAAAUCGAGCAUUCCAGAGGUUUGAUACUGUUUUAGUGAAUAUUAAGCUAACCAUAUGUGCAGCUGUCAGAGAAGGUUCCUGGUAUGCAGUGAUUGAUCCACAUUCAAGACGAGGUGAUGGCAGAUGUGUAGCUGACGGUAAGAGUGUAGUGGUUUACCAUCGUGACUUGCACUCGCUGAUUGUUCAUUUCCGGAAACUUGCCGCAUCUAUAAAUGCACGUUACCAGGAGUUUGAGGUAACUGGGGUCAACGCGGUUAUGACUGGAUUAAAACAGCCAUUCUGGCAAGUGAUUGAGAACGCUGGUCCAGCAGAAAAUGAGAGUGAAGAGAAUGAAAACGACAUACCCAACUAA